Molecule: messenger RNA, 1618 nt
Organism: Drosophila elegans
Lineage: Eukaryota; Metazoa; Arthropoda; Insecta; Diptera; Drosophilidae
Product: protein takeout
Exons: 4
Coding region: 42-788 (248 amino acids)
Source: RefSeq, a predicted model, not a curated record
ACCGUUCAUAUUCAGUUACUUAAAGUUAUUGACGCGUAAACAUGUUCGGAAUCGCGUUGGCAAUCGUUUUCUGUAUUUUCUGCUCGGUGCAAGCUCAUUUCCCUGAUGAUCCUAAACCCUGUAAAUACGGCGAUGGCGAGUGCAUCAUGCAGUUUGUCAACACAUUGUUCAGCGAGAGGUUUUCGGAGGAGGAUCCUGGCCUGAAUCUGAUGCAGCUGGAUCCCCUCAAGGUGGACAAAAUGGUAAUAAGCCAAGGAGAGGGUGAAAGUCCUGUUAGCAUUACUCUUACUUUUACCGACAAUUUGUUGUACGGCAUCAAGGAUCAAAGGAUCGUUAAAGUGAAGGGAUUUGGCAAGGAUCUCACGACAAAGCACGAAUUGAAAAUUGUUUCAAAAACCUUUUCUUUAGUGGGUCCCUAUAACAUUCAAGGUAAAGUUCUAAUUCUGCCCAUUAGCGGCACCGGAAUAAGUAACAUGACUAUGGCUAAUGUCAAAAUAAUCGUUAGCUUUUCGGGCAAUCCGUUAGAGAAGGAUGGAGAGACUUACUUGGAUGUCACCAACUUAAAGUUCUCGAUGAAACCCGAGUCCACCCACUACCAAUUUUCAAAUCUGUUUAAUGGAGACAAGGCGCUGGGUGAUAAUAUGAACGUAUUUCUGAACGAGAACGCGGAGGAAAUUUACAAGGAGACAGCUUCAGCCAUCGACAGGUCCUUUAGCCAGAUGUAUUUAGGCCUCGUCAAAGGCGUUUUCGCCAAGGUUCCAUAUGCCAAGUUAUUUGCAGAGGAGUAGCUGGCUCUUCCCAAUGUAAUAUUCUCAACUUUUUAUUUAAAACGAGUAUUGCCCUCUUUUUGAUUUUUCUCGCUCCAGCACCGGUUGUUUGUUUACUGACAGUUAGAAGUUUUAACGCUUGGCAAUCAUCAUAAGGUUUAACAAAGGUCGUAAGUCCAACUUGAAUGGUAGUACAAGUAUAUGUAAUUAGGGAAAUUCUAGAAGCAAUGUAAGCGGCAUCUUCUGUAAAUAGAACACCAUCGCGUGUCAUGAAAGUUAUAACACUAAAUUGUCUAAAUCUAAUUGGUGCUUCCCCAAUUAAAAUUUCAAAGUUAUAACUUAUUUUCUUUUUUAAAACUACAUUUUAUGAUUGAGAUUAAAUUAAACUAAACAAAAUUGAGUGGCAAUAAAUUUUAUUUACUUUACCCUUCAUAAAACUAUAUUGUCUAAAUCUAACUGUAAAUGGGAAAAUUUACAAUUUUAAAAUUAUUACAUUUUUUCUUCUAUAUAACUACGUUUUAUAAUCAAUAAAAGUUGGCCCCAAUGAAAGGCUACUUAUUAAAUAGAACAAAAAUCCAAUGGCAAUAAAGUUAAUACAUUUUUUGCUUUAUAAAACUAUAUUGUCUUCAUCUAAUUUGUUUCUCGCAAUUUAAUACAACUAUAUUAACUAAAUUGGAAUUGUUGAAAUGUUAAAUAAGUGAAAAAAUCCUUACUACUAUCAAAUAAAUCCAAAUCAUCAUCGUUACGGACUAAAACAAUUAUCUUUCUUGCAAUUUAAGAAUAUGACCAAUAAAUAUUUGCUUAAAAAAAUUACCAAAGGUUCUACUUAAUAAAUCGAAACCCGCCUAAAA